GGGGAUUCCGGCAGCGCACUACAUUCACCUGCAUCAACUUCGUCAAAAAAAUAACUCUACUGAGUAUUUAUUUUUUUACAGAUUAUUAUCGCUCUUUUUGUGGCCUGUGCCAAUGGAGCCUCUCUGAGAUCAGAAGCUGAGGCACGUAUUUUGAGACAGGAUGCCGACAUUAGUCCUGAAGGGUCCUACCAAUGGGCUAUGAGACAGAAAACGGAAUUGCAGCCCAAGAACAGGGUCGACCACGUCAAGUAGGACCAGAGUUAGCAGUAGUUGCACAAGGCGCUUUCUCCUACACGGCUCCAGAUGGAACUCCAAUCCAAGUGACCUACAUUGCUGACGAGAAUGGAUUCCAACCUCAAGGUGCUCAUCUGCCAAUUCCACCACCAAUCCCAGAGGCCAUCCAGAAAUCCUUGGAAUUCAACGCUAGAAAUCAAGCUCCACCUCAAAGGCAGUUCUUCUAAGGAGAUUAGAUUGGUACAUAAGUCAGUUGAAAUAUGAGUAAUGGCUCACUACCGAAGUUUAGACUUACUAUUUUUCAUGAUUUACUUAUUGAAAUAAGGCAUUGCUAUUGAAACCAUAUUACUGCGAAGCAAAACUUUAAAAUUGCUCCAGUUUACUCGUUUGUAUGUAGCAUGGACUCCCUGGCUAAGAAAAAGCGAUGCAAGCAAUUCGAAGUGCCAUAUUCUCUUAAAAGCUUCGUAGUUUAAGGCAAAUGUCACAGGAUCAAAAUUUACUGUAGCCCAUAACAUCAGUAUUUACUGAUGAUUCCAUCAAUGUCAAGGGAUACUACGUGAACUUAUCCAUCUUUAAUUAAUGAUGUCCUGGCUACACGGUCAAUAAAUAUCACAUCCCAUGGUAAACACUGACGGAUCUCAGUAAAUUCUAAUCGUGGGACAUUUGCCUAUUAUGACAGCUUCAAUCAGCUAUUUUGUGAAAAUCAGCUGUUUUUGUGUCCUUGUACGCUAUUGCGGAUACAGGUUGCUGUUUCGUGGACUUGGUCAUCUUUUAAACAGAAUUUGACCAAGGUGUCUUGAAAUUUUGAUAUUCUGUGUUCAUCUUCAUAGUUGACAAUUUGUAAGUUUAUUACUCUUAUUUCAAUGACUUAAAGAAACUACGCUUUUAGAACAUGAAAUGUUAGCUUUGAUAUUGUUGCAAAAAAAUUUCUACCAAAACUUUCGCAAUCUUUCUUACAUAGUAAUACAGUCUAUGUAGAUGUGACAUGAUAUCGUUAUUGUUCCAAGCAUAGUGAAAGCUAAUGUGGUACAACAUCUGGGUCUGCAAUGGCUUCACCUGAGAUACUUUCAUAGUAGAAAUAUAUGAAUCUGACGUUACCUAAACUGUUACCCUUACACUAGUUGUUAAUAAAAAAUAUAUGC
This is a messenger RNA of Acanthoscelides obtectus, 1376 nucleotides long. NCBI's taxonomy places the organism in Eukaryota, Metazoa, Arthropoda, Insecta, Coleoptera, Chrysomelidae. The record is from the annotation of a GenBank genome assembly.